Messenger RNA from Peronospora belbahrii, 609 nucleotides. Lineage: Eukaryota; Oomycota; Peronosporomycetes; Peronosporales; Peronosporaceae. The record is from the annotation of a GenBank genome assembly.
AUGCUCACGAAUUUCAUUGAACGAAAACGAGUAAAAGCGGAUUUGUAUUGGGAUACUUGUUUGAAGAAAGCUGUGGAGUUUGGUGGAAUUCGUGUGAUAUUGCUGGAAGAAGAAGAAGAAGAGUCAUCGUCAUUGAGAGUGGGCUAUAUAAUGAGAAGAUUUCAAAUCUGUCAAGUUAAUGACAAGGGACAAGAAGGUGAGAGUCGAGUGAUUCGACAUCUUCAGCUAACGACGUGGCCGGAUCAUGGCGCCAUACGUGACUUUCAAGUCAUUGCACCAAUACUUGAUGCCAUGAAUCGGUACCGAUGUGAAGCAUCACGGAUGUAUCAUGGAGUUGAGACCAGAGUCAUCGUGCAUUGUAGUGCCGGUAUUGGGCGCUCUGGCACGUUCAUUGCAAUUGAUAUACUGUAUCGACAACUGCAUCAAGUGCUUACGGACAAGAGCGACAAUGUUGAAGAGAAGACACGCGCGCUGCAACAUGCGAUGAAUAUUCCACGUGUAGUAUACCACCUGCGAUCACAGCGACCUGGUAUGGUACAAACCCCGGAACAGUACGAAAUGAUUUACCAGCAUGUAGCUGCCGUGAUUAGUGGCAGCCAAUCAUGGUGA